This is a messenger RNA of Lycium barbarum (goji berry), 1117 nucleotides long. RefSeq names its product protein RESISTANCE TO PHYTOPHTHORA 1, chloroplastic. NCBI's taxonomy places the organism in Eukaryota, Viridiplantae, Streptophyta, Magnoliopsida, Solanales, Solanaceae. The transcript has 4 exons. The record is from RefSeq and is a predicted model, not a curated record. Gene Ontology annotation, cellular component: chloroplast. Gene Ontology annotation, biological process: defense response. The coding region runs from base 49 to 705 and encodes 218 amino acids.
CCCCAAAUUUGUAGCCAAAAAAAAAAAAAAAAAAAAAAAAAUCCAAAGAUGAAUUUAUCUACAAUGUCAGCAUCAGUUUUAAACUGUCAAAUUUUGAAAUUUAUCCAACCCCACAAAAAGGGGUUCUUGAAAUCUCCAUUGAUUAGUGGAAAAAGUUGCAAAUUUUGUGUUUUUGCAAGUUCAAAUGAGUUGGAUAAACAAAUAGUUGAAAACCCAAAAGAGGAAAUACAAGAAAAGACUAAUGGGGAAAAUUCUACUGGUCCUAGUGCUGUUCUUGAUAAUAAGGAACUUAAAAAGGCUGUUCUAAAGACUGCUUCAACGUUUGCACCGAGGGCUUCCACUGCUACGAAAAACCCUGCUAAACCGGGAACUGUUUUAUACACUGUUUUUGAAGUGCAAGCCUACGCUUCAUUGUUAUUAGGUGGAGCUCUCUCCUUCAAUCUCAUAUUCCCCUCAAACGAACCGGACAUCUGGAGACUAAUGGGAAUGUGGUCCAUAUGGAUGUUUACUAUUCCUUCCCUUCGGGCUCGAGACUGCUCGAAGAAUGAGAAAGAAGCUCUCAAUUAUCUUUUUCUCCUUGUUCCUUUGAUUAAUGUUAUAAUCCCGUUCUUCUUGAAGUCAUUUGCUGUCGUUUGGUCAGCGGAUACUGUAGCAUUUCUUGGGAUGUAUGCAUGGAAGCUCGGAUGGCUACAGAAAGAGCAAUAACAAAAGAAGUGAAGGAUCAGUGUUGCUCGUGUAGCUGCAAAUACGUAGCUUGUUCAGCUGAUAUAAUCUCAACUAUAGCUGCUUAUGGUUCACGUCAAGGCUACUAUAUCAUGAUCCGUUUGAAAAAUGAAAACAUCUAGAAGCACAAUAAGAGUAUCUCGGAUCAAGUUGCCUUGCUUUUCAGCUAGUUGGAGUUAUGAGUUUACUGGUAACAGAGUAGAUAUUCAUUUCCUUUUAAUUUCAUGUGCUCUGUGUAUUUUGUCACCCUUAAGAAAGUACAACACGUUCUCUAUCCUUCUUUGUACCGACGAUAAAUUACCGUUAAAAAAGUACAUGUACUUUCCCUCCUUUUAUGUACAGACAAUAGAUUGUGAAGAUGAAUUUUUGAAGCCCUAAAAAUACUUCUGCGAAA